AUGCCUCACAAGCACAAAAGACGUGAGAGGGAUGACUCCCACUUCGACCUCCCGCCAUCGGUGAUCGCAAAAGCACUACCGGCCCGCGAACAGCAAUCCAAGCCUAAGCCCGGGCCUGGAAAGAAGCCACAGCCACAGCAGGAGACCAAAGGAAAGCCUCCCAAGGGCCCUGCGACUUCCCGACGCAAGAAUGCUUCCGAUAACGACACCCCCAAGGCGUUCCAGCGGUUGAUGCAAUACACUGCCACGGGGAAGCGCCCAUCGGGACUGGAGACCGGAGAGAAGAAGAAGCAAGACAACAAAAAGCGGAAGCGAGAAGCCGCAGAUACCCCAGACGAUUCGUCAAAGAAGCCCGCGCAGGCUAAGCCUCAAAAGACCGAACCCACCGAGGACAAGGAAGCCAAGAAAGCGAUGCCCAAGAUUAUGCCUGGAGAGAGGCUGGCAGAUUUUGCUGCGCGUGUCGACCGUGAACUCCCGCUCUCUGCGAUGACAAAGUCUAAUAACUCGGGUGCGCCCAAGGUCCGCGACCAUAAGAUGACCAAGCACGAGAAGCAUCUGCGACGACUACAAGCGGGCUGGCGUGAGGAGGAUGCCAAGAUCAAGGAGCGGGAGCAGGCUGAGCGCGAGGAGCGUGAAGCCGAGAUGGAAGAGCAGCUUGAGAUUCUGAAGGAGUGGGAGGCCGAGGCUCGGGGCGGCAAAGCUAAGAAGAAGGUCCUCAAGAAGAAAAAGAAGGCCAAUGGUGCCGAGGACAGUGGUGAUGAUGACCCGGACCCGUGGGCGAAGCUGAAGAAGCGGGAUAAGGAGAGACAGGCCAAUCCGUUUGAAGUCGCGCCGGCGCCACCGCAAUUGACGAAGCCGAGGGAGAUCUUCAAGGUUCGCGGUGGUGCGAGAGUCGAUGUUGCCAAUGUGCCGAACGCCGUGGGUAGUCUGAGACGUCGGGAGGAAUUGGCCAGCGAGAGAAAGAACAUUGUGGAGGAGUAUCGGCGACUGAUGGCCGAGAGGCGGCAGUAA
This is a messenger RNA of Penicillium cataractarum, 1011 nucleotides long. RefSeq lists its product as uncharacterized. The transcript has 2 exons. NCBI's taxonomy places the organism in Eukaryota, Fungi, Ascomycota, Eurotiomycetes, Eurotiales, Aspergillaceae. Bases 1 to 1011 code for a protein of 336 amino acids. The record is from RefSeq and is a predicted model, not a curated record.